Messenger RNA from Pollicipes pollicipes, 1671 nucleotides. RefSeq lists its product as uncharacterized. The transcript has 9 exons. The coding region runs from base 84 to 1379 and encodes 431 amino acids. The record is from RefSeq and is a predicted model, not a curated record. Lineage: Eukaryota; Metazoa; Arthropoda; Thecostraca; Pollicipedomorpha; Pollicipedidae.
UUAAAGUGGGGAUAGCCAUGUCUUGACAUUACAUGGUAUGCCAAGAUCUUUCAGCAAAGUAAAGCUGGAAUUGUGCUGCAGGGAUGACUGAGGAGGAGGUGGAGGUGGCAGCAUAUGCCACACUGUCUUCAACUGGAAGGGGAUCAAAGAACAAGAAACCAGUUCCUGCUGUGAUCCUGGAAUCGAACACCUGCCCUCUUCACUGUGGUGAACCAAUCAAGUCAGAAAACCAUCUGAGAGGUCAUCUGAAGGUGAAACACUCAAUCGAAAUGCAAAAGGAGUUAAAGCACUUCGAAAAUAUGGGAAGUUUCCUGGCGUGGAAGGAGGCGCGCGAGCGGGAGGCGUCACGGCGCUACGUGGUCCGGGAGACGCGCAGCGACUGGCGGCGGUUCGCCUGCUCCAGGUCCGGCCAGCCGUCCGGCACAAAUCGGCCGCAGCGCUGGAAGAAGACGGGCAAGUUCUGCCCGGCCUACAUCCGCACGAAGACGGCCACCGACGGCUCGGUGACGGCCCGCUUCUCGCUGCUGCACACGUGCCAGCAGCCCGACCUGACGCCGCUCAGCUCGGACCGCGAGGUGGCCAGAGCGCACUGGCAGCUGGACCUGUUUGAGCGCGCUCUCAGCGAUAGCCAGCCUCGCCAGCGCAAGAGGCGGCGGACCAGCGACGUCGAGGCGGAGCCGGAGCCGCAGCCAGACCCGCAGCCGGAGCCGGAGAUGGAGCUUGAACCAGAGCCAGAGCCAGAGCCAGAGCCGGACGCCGCUCUAGAGCAGGACGGUCAGCUGCACACGCCGGCGAUGACGGAGUCUCCCCGGGCGGCGGUCAGGAGGCCUCACUGGACCGCCAGAGGCGCCCGGGCCAGCAAGGUCCGGCUGAAGCUGGCCACUGCGCGCUCCAGGCGGAACGCCAGAGCGGCCCGACUGUCGGAGUCUGGCAGCGGCAGCGGCGGCGGCGGCGGCCUGUCUGCCACCAAGCAGCUGGUGAGGACGAACCUGGUGCGGCUGCUGGGCCGGCUGGAGCUGGCGUCCGAGGCGGAGGCGGACCUGCUGCUGCGCGACACAUCGGCCCUGCUGGAGCGGCACGCGCGCAUCAGACGCCGCGGGAACGCUGGGACUCGGCUCCGGCGGCAUCAGACGCAGGCGACGGCGUCUGUGGACCCCGACAGCGACCACCCGUACGCUGGCGGCCGGCAGGCGGCGGUCGCCAGCCUGCGGCCAGCGCCUGCGGAGGAGGCAGCACCGCACCACAUCGCGGCAGAGACGGCGCCGGACGGCCGGCUGCUGGCGGAGUCCUGGGGCGAGGUGGUGGUGGUGGGAACGGCGGAGAACGAGGCAGACUGCAGAGUGGUUCUAGGCAGCCCAGCCAGCCUUGAGCCCAGCUGAGGCCUGUCACACUGUCAUGAUAUGUUGCGCGAGACAGGCACGUAGCUGGAAUUUUCCUCAUGGGAAGGAAGGGUGGAAAUACAAAAUGUGCUGCCCCCUCCCCCAUUACGGGCCUGGUGUCAGGCAGACAAACUGCUAGUCUUUAUGGAUUGGUGAUGGUGUAUGGCCUGUAACCAAGAUGUGAUUAUGGUUUGGUCACAUUACACAGGUAGCUUUUUCUUGACAAUGACAUAGCUAUGAUAUCAUUGAGAUGCGUCACUAAUUUGUGCUGUCACGAUCAAAUAUAUGUCUC